This is a messenger RNA of Camelina sativa (false flax), 2016 nucleotides long. Its product is annotated as transcription factor TGA10-like. Lineage: Eukaryota; Viridiplantae; Streptophyta; Magnoliopsida; Brassicales; Brassicaceae. Gene Ontology annotation, biological process: DNA-templated transcription; regulation of DNA-templated transcription. The record is from RefSeq and is a predicted model, not a curated record. Gene Ontology annotation, molecular function: DNA-binding transcription factor activity; sequence-specific DNA binding.
AUAAAAUAUAAAAAAUCAGGAAAAUAAAGGAGUUUGUCUUUUGCUUCUCUUCUCCAAUAUCAUUCUAUUAAGUUUUGAACCCUCUCCACUUCAAUCGAUAUAAACCGACUCUCUCCUUCUCUUCUUCUCUCCCCUAAAAAAAACACCAAAGUAGCUUUAAAUGCUCCGUUACAUAAUCUCUAUCUCUUUCCAAGAAUAUAUAGAGAAAAAAACAAAUAAUAUUCAAGAACUAGUAAGUUAAUAGAUAUCAUCAUCAUCAUCUAGUGAUCAAAACCACCGUCAUCAUCAAGCUUUGCCAUCCAGGAGAGAAGAAGACCAACACAAGAGAACAUACGAAGAUCAAAUCUAUCAUCUCUCUUCAUCAUCAUCAUCAUCAUCAUCUUCUGCUGUUACUAUCACACGCUCAAACAUCAAUAUUAAUCAUCAUCAAAUGCAAGGUCAUCACCAGAAUCAUCAUCAUCAACAACACUUAUCAUCAGCCUCUGCCACGUCCUCAGCUUCCCAUGGAAACUUCAUGAACAAAGAUGGGUAUGAUAUUGGAGAGAUAGACCCAUCACUCUUCCUCUAUCUUGAUGGACAAGGACAUCAUGAUCCUUCAUCAACUGCUCCUUCUCCUUUAUCUCAUCAUCAUCACACAACUCAGAAUUUGGCGAUGAGACCUCCAACAUCGACGCUCAACAUCUUCCCAUCUCAGCCGAUGCACAUAGAGCCACCUCCUUCUUCUACACCCAAUACCGAUAAUGCAAGAUUAGUUCCGGCUGCUCAACCUAGUGGUUCGCUUCGACCAUCUUCUGAGCCGUCCAUGGACUUGACCAAUCAUUCUCAUUUUCAACCUCCUCUAGCUUCUAAUAAAUCCAUCAAGAAGGAAGGGAACCGCAAGGGUCCUGCCUCAUCGGACCAUGACAUACCGAAAUCAUCAGACCCUAAAACAUUGAGAAGACUAGCACAAAACAGAGAAGCAGCAAGAAAAAGUAGAUUACGUAAAAAGGCUUACGUUCAGCAACUCGAGUCAUGUAGGAUCAAACUGACCCAACUAGAACAAGAGAUUCAACGGGCCAGAUCCCAAGGCGUAUUCUUUGGAGGGUCUCUUAUAGGAGAUCAACAUCAAGGUGGACUACCAAUUGGCCCUGGCAACGUCAGCUCCGCAGAAGCAGCGGUGUUCGAUAUGGAAUAUGCAAGGUGGCUGGAGGAGCAGCAGAGGCUGUUAACCGAACUGAGGGUGGCGACACAAGAGCACUUGGCCGAGAACGAGCUUAGGAUGUUUGUGGACGCUUGUUUAGCUCAUUAUGACCAUUUGAUCAACCUCAAAGCCAUGGUCGCUAAGACUGAUGUCUUCCACCUCAUCUCUGGAGCCUGGAAAACUCCAGCUGAGCGUUGCUUCUUGUGGAUGGGUGGUUUUCGUCCAUCAGAGAUCAUUAAGGUGAUUGUGAACCAAAUAGAACCAUUGACGGAGCAACAAAUAGUUGGGAUUUGCGGGCUGCAACAGUCCACACAAGAGGCCGAGGAGGCUCUCUCGCAAGGCCUCGAAGCAUUGAAUCAAUCGCUUUCCGAUAGUAUUGUCUCCGACUCUCUCCCGCCUGCAUCCGCACCACUUCCUCCUCAUCUAUCCAAUUUCAUGUCACACAUGUCCUUAGCUCUCAACAAGCUCUCUGCUCUUGAGGGCUUCGUUCUCCAGGCGGACAAUUUGAGGCACCAAACGAUCCAUAGGCUGAACCAAUUGUUGACGACACGUCAAGAAGCACGGUGUCUUCUAGCAGUUGCUGAGUACUUUCACCGUCUCCAAGCUCUAAGUUCUCUCUGGCUAGCCCGUCCUCGACAAGACGGAUGAUACUAAAACAAACUGAUGAAGGAAACCAAAAGAACACGAGAAUAGGUUGAUUAGUUAGCCAGCUUGACCUCUCUAUAUAUAUAUAUAUUGUCUCUCUACUCAAAUACAGUACAAUUAGGGAAAAUUAAAAUUGCUUGGCUUCUUUUGUUAUAUGAUUUUGAUAAAGAUGAUAGACAACUAUUUCCAUA